AACUCCACCGUGCAGAUGGUCAAAGGGGAGCUUGGUCCUUCCAAAGGGACAUAAAAGAUAUGGCAGCCCUGGGACAAAAAGCCCACGAGUUCUAUGUGCCAGUCUUCAAGACCUAGUUGUAUCCGGGCAUAUGAAUCGCGUCUUGGCUGCCGUUAGACAGAGAUGCCUUGGCCUACACUUCCCAUCGAGGACCUCCCAGCCUGGGCACACCUCAACGACGUAACAUUCCACAGCGUCAAGGUUACAAACACCGAGGGCAAAGGCUAUGGUGUGAUUUCCACCAGAGAUAUAGAAGCCACCGAAGGCACCCCCGAUGUCCCAUCAUUGCUCACCGUGCCACACGACCUUGUCCUCAAUGCCGCCGCUGUCGACGAGUUUGCCAAGGAGGACAGAAAUUUCCGGCACCUUUUGGAUGCCAUCGGACACCGUGGCACACGGGCUGACGUAUUACUCUUCCUCCUCGUCCAGACGGCCCUGGUUUCCCGCCACGGUCACCCUCCUGUGGGAGUCUCGAACCCCUGGAGAAUAUACCUCCAAUUCCUCCCAAAAUCAGUGCCAGUGCCCACCCUGUGGAAUGAGGAUGAGAGGCUUCUACUUCGGGGCACCUCUCUCGAGGCCGCCGUCGACGCCAAGAUUACCGCGCUGGACGCUGAGUUUGGCCUGAUCCAGGAGAAGUCGUCCGACAUUGUGUCCUGGAACGAAAUUUUAUGGCACGACGGCUCGGUCUCGUUCACAGACUAUAUCCGGCUGGACGCCCUGUACCGGUCCCGCUGCGUGGAGCUGCCAAGGUCCGGGGAAUCCAUGGUCCCUUGCCUCGACAUGACGAACCACGCGGUCACUCCCUCGGCGUACUACGAAGAGAGCCGGAAUAACGAGGUAAUUCUGCUGCCUAGGCCAGGACUAAGCAUUUCUAAAGGCGACGAGGUCACCAUCAGCUACGGCGACGACAAGUCGGCCGCAGAAAUGUUAUUCAGCUACGGGUUCAUCGAUCCUCAGUCAGCGACCGACUCGUUGGUCCUGCCCCUGACCCCGUUCCCGGACGACCCGCUAGCCAAGGCCAAGCUCGUCGCCUUCGGCCAGGCACCACAGAUCCGCGUGGCUCGGGACGAGAACGGGGCCAUCUGGUGGGGGAGCCAGUUCGCCUAUUUGAUGUGCGUCAACGAGGAGGAUGGGCUGGAGUUCCGCGUCCUGCAGGACACCGACGGGGGUCAGCAGCUGCGCGUGUUUUGGCAGCAGGAGGAUGUCACGGAUCGAACGAGCCGCUUUGAGGAGAUGGUUUGGACCCAUCCCUUUUCUGCGGUCUUCAGGUUACGAGUGGUGACGGUUGUUCAAGAGACUAUCCAGACGCAGCUUGAGCGGCUGCGGUCAACCACACCGCCAGACUCGCCCUCUUCGCUGCAACAUGAGGAUUGUUUCAGGAUGGCAAUGCUGCUCCGCCAGAUUGAGACGGACAUUCUCGAAGGCGCCAUCAAAACCCUGGAAGAAGAGAGAACCUUGCUCAUGGCAAAAGAAAACGUGGUGGCUUACUUGGCCGGCCUUACGGAACAACCGGAUUCGGACCUAGCGGGCGAGGAGGCGUCCAAUGAGGCCGACGACUUCAGCUAAUGAACCAUGGUUCCCGGCGACCAUGUGAGAGACGCCUUCUUGCUGCCCUGCAUCAUCGACAUCAUACGCUCAAAACACCCAUGAAUUCGCAUUGCCGAGAGGAGAGGGGGCACCUGACGCUACCAACGAAUAUAUAGGGUGGCCUUUGAAUGUGAAACACUCAUAAGAUUGAAAACCUUCUCUAUUCUGUCAGGUAGGCGGGAUGGUUCUCAACACCUGCUUCUACUGCGGUUCUUCACAUAGCAGUAUGGAGUAGACCCUUGAACAGGGGCUGAGAUGCGGUUCUUGAAUGAAUUGGUCUCUAAUCUUGAGCCGACCCAUCUGGCGUAUCACUCGGGUUCAAACCGUGAUAUCAAGUUGUAGAAUGACUCCGACAAACAUCGAAACGGUCUGUUGUGGAC
Messenger RNA from Parathielavia appendiculata, 2006 nucleotides. RefSeq names its product SET domain-containing protein. The transcript has 4 exons. Gene Ontology annotation, biological process: peptidyl-lysine monomethylation. Lineage: Eukaryota; Fungi; Ascomycota; Sordariomycetes; Sordariales; Chaetomiaceae. Gene Ontology annotation, molecular function: protein binding; protein-lysine N-methyltransferase activity. The record is from RefSeq and is a predicted model, not a curated record. The coding region runs from base 163 to 1605 and encodes 480 amino acids.